AUGACGAGCGUAAUCGAACAAAGGAAUCAAAAUAACAUGGAAGCUGUAAAAUACGCCGAAUGCCGCAAAUCCCAUAUUCAUUACUUGGGGUGGGCUGACGGUUGCCAGGAGUACAAGGAAUCCACGUCAUCACCUUCGAAAUGCGAGAUCUGCGGAUGCCAUAGGAAUUUCCACCGGAAACUUGAGGUAGCGGCGGCGGCGGAGGAGUUACUAGUCCGACACGAGAAGGAAGUAGGAUUACAAUGCGGUGCUACUGCGGGACAAGGAAGUACUAUUAGUAUUAGCCCUAGUAGCGGCUUCCCGAUAUCUCCGGUUCGGUCGCAUGGUUCGCCGGAACGGCGUCGGAACGGUCGUAACGGCCGUUCCGGAACGGGAACGGAGCCCUUCCUUCCGGAAUCCCUAACCAGAACGGGGAACGCCGAGAAAUCGGUGGGAUGGGCGAGAUGGAGCCACGGAACGGCCCCAAUGCGGCCGGAACGGCACCGAAAGGACGCCGGAACAAGAAAAUAG
Molecule: messenger RNA, 510 nt
Organism: Erythranthe guttata (spotted monkey flower)
Lineage: Eukaryota; Viridiplantae; Streptophyta; Magnoliopsida; Lamiales; Phrymaceae
Source: RefSeq, a predicted model, not a curated record